AUGUCAGUGGGAUGUAAUAUAUACAAAUAUGACUCUCGAUUAGCUAUAGGUCAAUAUUUGUCGGUAUUUAAAUUUGAAACAUAUAGUCCAAGUGAAUCAGCGUAUCACGCUUAUUUUAUUGAUGCUCCGCAUUCAAUGAUCAUAUGUGAAUUAUCAAAGUUGGAGAAUAAUUAUAAUAACUGCACAAUGGUAAUGCACAUAUUUAUAUUCAUGUUUACAGUGUGUGGGAUCAAUUCCGUUCACAUGGUAACGAUCAAAGAUAAAUCCGUGGUUACCUUUGUUGUUGCUUUAAGAAUUAUGAAAGAAAAACAAAAAUGA
Messenger RNA from Cokeromyces recurvatus, 318 nucleotides. RefSeq lists its product as uncharacterized. NCBI's taxonomy places the organism in Eukaryota, Fungi, Mucoromycota, Mucoromycetes, Mucorales, Mucoraceae. The record is from RefSeq and is a predicted model, not a curated record. The transcript is spliced from 3 exons. Bases 1 to 318 code for a protein of 105 amino acids.